AUAAAGACGGACAUAGCGAUGGAAUUAAAAAAUGAGGAAAAUAAAAAAACGAAUGAAGAUUUCCUAUCAGAAAUACGUUUCUGUUAUCCCCACGAAAAUGAUGAAAAUCAAAAUUUUCAAAAUUUUAAAAAUGAUUUGCUAGAAAAAGUAAAUAUAGGAGACUCCAAAAGUGAAUGCAUUGCCUCCCUUGCAAAUAUACCUCUCCUGGUUCCAAGAGGAAGAUACGAAAUCGAAAUGUACACAAAGUCGUUCAAGCUACAUGGAAAGUCCUACGAUUUUACCAUUCAGUAUACUAAUAUAAAUAAAAUGUUGUUAGUCCCCAAAAGUAACUCCAAUCAGUACGUUUUAAUCUUUAGCCUAAAUAAUAAAAUGAAGCAAGGACAAACUGAAUACCCAUUCAUUUUGAUUCAACUCAAUAACGAUGACGAUAUGGAGUUGGACAUCAAUGCAAGUGAAGAAGAUGUAAAAAAAUAUAAAUUGGAGAAAUCACUCUCCGGAAAAGCAUACGAUGUAGUUACUAGACUAUUUACUGCUCUGGUUAAAAAAAAUGCCAUCAUUCCAGGGGACUACAGAACAGCAAAAAAUGAACAUGGUAUUACAUGCAGUUAUAGAGCAGCCAGUGGGCAGCUUUACCCCCUAAAUAAAUACUUCCUUUUUAUUAUAAAACCGGUCAUUUUAAUCUCCUUUGAUGAUAUUGUCACACUCAGUUUUCAGAGAACGGGAAAUAUAAAUCAACACCGUUUUUUCUCACUUAUCAUAAAACACAAAAGAGGAAUGAGUUAUGAGUAUACCAAUAUAGACAAAAAUGAAUACCUCCCUCUGUUGGAAUUUUUAAAAAGUAAAAAUAUAAACAUUCAGGAUGAUGCCAAUGUUACGGAUAAAAAACAGGACUUUGGUGAUGAACUGUCCGAAUCGGAUGAAGAGGAAUACGUUGCGGAUGAUGAUGAUGACGAUGAGGAGGAUUACGUCGCAGAAGAUGAGGAAGACGAUGACGAUGAGGAAGAGGCAGACGAGGAGGAAGAGGAAGAAGAGGAAGAAGAGGAAGAAGAAGACGAUGAUAAAUAG
Molecule: messenger RNA, 1065 nt
Organism: Plasmodium cynomolgi strain B
Lineage: Eukaryota; Apicomplexa; Aconoidasida; Haemosporida; Plasmodiidae
Product: structure specific recognition protein
Exons: 1
Cellular component (GO): FACT complex; nucleus
Molecular function (GO): nucleosome binding; DNA binding; histone binding
Source: RefSeq, a predicted model, not a curated record